Messenger RNA from Amorphotheca resinae ATCC 22711, 864 nucleotides. RefSeq lists its product as hypothetical. The record is from RefSeq and is a predicted model, not a curated record. Lineage: Eukaryota; Fungi; Ascomycota; Leotiomycetes; Helotiales; Amorphothecaceae. Bases 1 to 864 code for a protein of 287 amino acids. The transcript has 2 exons. Gene Ontology annotation, molecular function: protein binding.
AUGGCUACUCCGGCAGCAGUUACUGGGUCGAAACCUCGUCCAUCCACGUCUUAUGGACCAGGUCGUCGGACCUUUCGCGAGCUGGUUGGCGAAGAGAUGGUAGAUAUCUACGUGGGUCCCGAGGAGGUGCAUUUUCGAAUACACAAGCGCAUCCUCUGCGAUCGAGUGCCGUACUUCCAGAAAAUGUUCACGAGCGGCUUCAAGGAGGGCAGCGAAAAUGCUGCAAGGUUCCCAGAAGACGAUCCCGAUUCUUUCGAUAUGCUGGUAGAUUGGAUCUACUUUUACAAUAUACGGGGUCUGGCGAGGAUGAAGGAUAGCGACGGCAAUGACAUUAUAACCUGGGACCCCGUGAGGUUUUACUGCCUGGCAGAAAAGCUGUGCCUCCCGAUGGUUAUGGAUAAUAUCAUGGAUACACUGCGAAAAUAUCACAAAAAGAUGCAGGAACUUCCCUCGCCUGAUUUCAUAUACCGCGCCUACGCCUCUACGUCGGACAAAUCGCCGCUCCGGAACUAUUGUCUUAUGACCAUACGUUACAUUCUUGCGGACUUGGGCAAGGAUGAGACCGAAGAAGGAUGGCCGACUUCUGAAAUACAGAAAUUAUUCAAGGACCAUGAUAGCUUUGCUAGCGACUAUAUCACUGCGACUAGAGAUGGCAUCUCAGGGGAUCCCAGGGAUCUACCGAAGUGUUUCUUCCAUGUCCAUGGAGAAGAUGAACCAUGCAUCACCAAUGAUUGGAAUGGAAAGCGGAAAUACUAUGCUCUCCCACAACAGAAACAUCCCAAAAAGCAAUGUCUGGAGAGCGCGGGUCCUAGAGCAUCUCCAGCAUCCCCUAGCUGGUCUACAGCUGCGAUGAUAGGUCGUUGA